Messenger RNA from Neurospora tetrasperma FGSC 2508, 1014 nucleotides. RefSeq lists its product as uncharacterized. Gene Ontology annotation, molecular function: ferric iron binding; oxidoreductase activity, acting on single donors with incorporation of molecular oxygen, incorporation of two atoms of oxygen. The transcript is spliced from 3 exons. Lineage: Eukaryota; Fungi; Ascomycota; Sordariomycetes; Sordariales; Sordariaceae. The annotation marks the transcript as partial. The record is from RefSeq and is a predicted model, not a curated record.
AUGCAUCUCUCCUCGCUUCUCCUCGGAGCCAUCGCCGCUACCGCCGUCACGGCCCACCCUGGCCAUGACAUCCGUGCCGAGCACGCUGAGCGUCAGGCCAUCCUCGACCUUGUUGGCCGCAGCGACUACGGCCGUUGCGCUGACAAGCUCAAGGCCCGUGGCGUUGAGGCUCGCGCCAUCGCUAGACGCGAGGAGCUCGCCAAGAAGAUAAUGAAGAAGAGGAACCUCGAGGCCCGCUCCAUUUAUGCCCGUGGCACCCACCAGUCCAACGCCACUUACACUCUUCAGACUCCCGCCUCCGAGAUCUUCGCUAGCACCGACUUCUGCUUCCUCAGCCCUGAGGUCACUGAAGGCCCCUACUACGUCGCUGGCGAGUAUAUCCGCGAGGACAUCACCGAGGACCAGGCCGGUGUCGAUCUUGCCCUCGACCUCCAGGUCUACGAUGUCGAGACCUGCGAGCCCGUUCCCAACGUCUACCUUGAGAUCUGGCACUGCAACAGCACUGGCGUCUACUCCGGCGUCUCUGCCAACGGCAACGGCAACGGCGACGCCGCCAACCUUAACGCCACAUUCCUGCGUGGUCUCCAGCAGACCGACGCCGACGGCAUCGCCCAAUUCGAGACCUUGUUCCCCGGCCACUACACCAGCCGCGCCACCCACAUCCACGUCAUGGUGCACGUCGACCCGACCGUCUUCCCCAACAACACGAUCCGGUCUACCACGGCCUCGCACGUCGGCCAGAUCUACUUCGACCAGGACCUCAUCACCGAAGUCGAGGCCGAGCCCGUCUACAACACCAACACUCAGAGCCUCACCCUCAACUCCGAUGACAUGCUCCUUCAGCAAGGCUCGAAGGUCGGCGACCCCAUCGUCAACUACGUCUACCUCGGCUCUACCGUCUCUGAGGGUCUGCUCGGCUGGAUCGGCUUCGGUAUCAACACCACGCUUUCCAAGGACGUCACUGCUGCUGCUACCUUCUACGAGAGCGGCGGCGUUGCGAACUCCAACGGUGGC